Molecule: messenger RNA, 2064 nt
Organism: Leptosia nina
Lineage: Eukaryota; Metazoa; Arthropoda; Insecta; Lepidoptera; Pieridae
Source: the annotation of a GenBank genome assembly
AUGUCGGCACUUCGUGCAAGGUUGUCUUUAACACUUUUAGGACGGCAUAUGUUUAACCAGGCUUUAAACAAUUCAAAAUAUAUUAAUGGCGUCACAGUUUAUAAUAAAAAUUACAAUGAUAAAGUUUUACCUAAGGCUAGAUACAGUACCGUAUCUGAUCAGAAACCGGACGAAUCAAAGACUAGCUCUGAAAAGAAGGAGUUUCAAGCAGAAACACGAAUGCUUCUAGAUAUUGUGGCAAGAUCCUUAUAUUCAGAUAAAGAGGUUUUUAUUAGAGAACUAAUAUCAAAUGCUAGUGAUGCAUUAGAAAAGUUCAGAUAUCUAAGUGUCAGUUCUACACCAGAUGCUCUGCCAUUAGAAAACAUAGACCGGGCUCUUGAAAUCAGAUUGACAACUGACAAGCAAAACAGAACAUUAACAUUCCAGGAUUCGGGUAUUGGCAUGACUAAAGAAGAAUUAAUUCAAAAUUUGGGUACUAUUGCUAGAUCAGGGUCUAAGUCAUUCAUAGAAGAAAUUAAGAAGCAGGGAGCAGAACAAGCUAAUUCAAUAAUUGGACAGUUUGGUGUCGGAUUUUACUCUGCUUUCAUGGUUGCUGAUAAAAUUGAAGUAUACACUAGAAGCAGUAAAAUUGGAUCACCUGGCUAUAAAUGGAGUUCUGAUGGAUCUGGAACAUAUGAAAUUCAAGAAGUGGAGAACGCUGAGAUUGGCACUAAAAUUGUGGUUUAUCUUAAAACAGAAUGCAGAGAAUUCUCUGAUGAAGAAAAAGUUAGAAGCAUAAUUAUGAAGUACAGUAACUUCAUCGGCAGCCCUAUAUUAUUAAAUGAUAAUCAAGUAAAUUCUAUCAAGCCCCUAUGGUUAAUGGAACCUAAAGAAGUGACACAUGAACAACAUGUAGAAUUCUAUCGUUUUGUCAGCAACUCUUAUGAUAAGCCAAGGUAUACAUUGCAUUACAAAACUGAUGUACCGCUAAGUAUCAGAUCCAUACUCUAUGUACCAGAAGGAAAACCAGGUCUCUUUGAAAUGUCGAGAGAUUCAGAUGUUGGUGUGGCAUUGUAUUCGAGAAAGAUUUUAAUUAAAAGCAAGGCGGAGAAUAUUCUUCCUAAAUGGCUGAGAUUCGUAAAAGGGGUUGUUGAUUCUGAGGACAUUCCUCUUAAUUUGAGCAGAGAAUUGCUACAAAACAGCGCUCUGAUUGCAAAACUACGACACGUUUUAUCAAACCGGUUCCUUAAGUUUAUGGUUGAUAAUUCUCAGAAAGACCCUGUUGGGUAUGAUGCAUUUUAUAAAGACUAUUCACUAUUCUUCAAGGAAGGCAUUGUUACAAGUCAAAGUCCUCUUGAGAAGGAGGAAAUUGCAAAGUUACUACGUUUUGAAUCAUCAAAACUAGAGAGUGGGGUGCGCACUUCACUUGCUGAUUACAGCACAAGACAGAAAAAUGAUCAAAAGAGUAUUUACUACUUGGCUGCACCUAGUCGCGAGUUAGCUCAAUCAUCACCGUAUUAUGAGUCUCUCAAGAAACAAGAUGUUGAGGUUUUAUUCUGUUACGAGAUGUAUGAUGAACUGGUCUUAUUGGAACUGAAGGAAUUUGGUGGCAGAAACCUUGUAUCUGUUGAAAAUGAUAUGCAAAAAGACGCUGCUGAGAGCACAGAUACAAUAAUAGGAAGCGACGACUUACAACAGACCCAAGUGAAUGAAUUGAUUUCGUACUUAAAAUCUCACUUAGCUGGUAAAGUAUUUGAAGUGAGGACUACAAAGAAGUUGGACUCGCACCCUUGUGUUAUUAUAGUACCAGAGAUGGCGGCUGCCCGACAUUUUAUUAGAACACAAGCGCAAAAUCUCAGCGAAGAAAAUAGAUUUGCCCUGUUAAGGCCGCAACUUGAAAUAAACGCCAAGCACCCAAUAAUAAAGAAACUCCACAAGCUCAUAUCAAGUGAUAAGGAACUAGCUAACAUGAUCUCUCAGCAGUUACUGUCCAAUGCUAUGGUAACGGCCGGAUUAAUUAUCGAUCCAAGAAACCUCAUAACGAACAUUAAUGAUCUUUUAGUGAAGGCCUUAGAAAAAUACUAA